This is a messenger RNA of Coffea arabica (coffee), 1689 nucleotides long. Its product is annotated as tetraspanin-10-like. Gene Ontology annotation, cellular component: membrane. Gene Ontology annotation, biological process: auxin-activated signaling pathway. Lineage: Eukaryota; Viridiplantae; Streptophyta; Magnoliopsida; Gentianales; Rubiaceae. The record is from RefSeq and is a predicted model, not a curated record.
CCUAAGCUUGUACACGACUGCUUGCUUUCCGUUAUCCUAACAAUGUCCAGUCGUGUCAGAUGGGACUCCAAAUAAUGAACAAAAGCCAUGUGGGAAUUUAUCUGUUGACGUCCAAAUUACCCUAUCAUCGGACCUUUACGCCCAAACUUGCCGUUCUUUCGUCGACAUUAUCCCAAGAAAAUCCUUGUCCUUUUAUCUUGCCUUAGCGUUUUUUCUUGCAGUGUAAGUGCCAUUUCUCAUAAGUUUCCAUCUUCAAAUCCCAGCCAGCUGCAGCUCUGACAUAAAAGUCAUAAAACUUUUAAAGAUUACUCUCAACAACUCCCCCUCUUGUGGCAUUUGAAGCUUCUCAGGAGACAAGCAAGCUUGGGGUUGUAUUGUUAAGAUGAAUACCGCAACUAGUACCUUUGUCGUUAGAUGGAUCAACUUUCUCACUAUGGUGGUAAAAGAGUUAUGUUAACCGUAUAGCUUCAUGGAGCAGCUAUUAGCUGUUUCUGUAAUAGGAUUUGGUGUGUGGAUGAGCACUCACCAUGACAGCUGCCGAAAGUCCCUUACCCUCCCUGUUAUAGGCCUUGGUGCAAUAAUUCUUGUAAUAUCAAUAAUUGGAUUUUUGGGGGCGCUGAAGAACAACUCAAUCUUAUUGUGGAUUUAUCUGAUCUUGCUUUGCCUCAUUUUGGUGGGAAUAUUGGUCUUUACAGUCUUUGCGUUCAUUGUGACAAAUAGUGGAUCUGGUCAUCAAGUGUCUGGUUUGAGGUACAAGGAAUAUCAACUUCAAGAUUGCAGUUCCUGGUUUUUGAAACAGCUCAAUAAUACACACAACUGGGAACGCUUGAAGAGUUGUCUUGUGAAAUCUGAUGACUGCAAUAACUUGGCAAGAGAAUACAAGACUUUGAAACAAUACAAAUCAGCGAGACUCACUCCAAUAGAAGCUGGUUGCUGUCGUCCACCAUCUGAGUGUGGAUAUCCUGCCGUAAAUGCUUCAUACUAUGACUUGAGCUUUCGACCAAUCAGUUCAAACAAGGACUGCGAACUUUACAAAAACUCAAGGGGCGUCAAAUGCUACAAUUGUGAUUCUUGCAAAGCCGGAGUUGCACAAUACAUGAAGAUAGAAUGGAGGGCAGUUGCUAUCUUUAAUGUAUUUCUUUUCGUUGUCUUGUCAAUAAUCUACUUGGUAGGAUGCUGUGCAAGACGAAAUGCUGCAAAGAGUCCUGAGAAAGUGUGAAAGAAAUGCUCCAAACGUCGCGAGCGUGGAACUGCCAUUCCCAGCUGCAAAUUGUCGUCGAGAAGGAAAUCAUCUAUUCAUGCCUUCAAUUCACAAUCCCUUGCUUGUAAAUGAGAGGGUCCUAGACGAACAGUGAGACAGCAGGAACAUAUACAGAAUGCUGACUUUGAAGCUUAGGGGUGAAGAUAAUGGAAGAAACAUUCACCAAUUUGUAAAGUUGCUUUCUCAGAUUACAAGAUGGUUUUUUAUGGGACUGACUUUUGAUGCUUCGCGUGUCCAGUAUCAUCCCCUUGACAUGUUUUUUAAGUUUGCACUCUGGAAUCGCCAAUACCAAUAUGAGCUGCUAUUUGUAAAUAGGCACAGGCCUUAUCCAUUGGUAUAAUAGCUGCUAUUUGUAAUUUUUAUUCAAGUUCAUCACAUUCCACAAACCACCGUCUAAUCUAAUAUGAUUGUGUGUAAUUAAUUUCUAA